UGCGCACCGAGCGGAGCACCGACAGAGACACCGACGGCUCCGUCAGCGGACGCAUGAGGGCUUCAUCCUCCGGGACCAGCGGCUCGUUUUCGGUGAUUUUCUCUCCCCGUCGCCUCUCUAUGGAUGUGAAGUAAGCGCGGGGCCGGUAGUCAGUCGGUGUCCUCUCCAUCUCUCCGCUCUCGUUCCCGCUCCGUCAGGACCGUGCCCUGCUGCCACAAACCCACAAAAUGGCGGACAUCAUCGAGCUGGGACCCGCCUACGCCAUGUCUCCGGUCCUGGCGGGCUUCCUGGGGGCUGGUGUUCUGGUUUUGGUUGUGGUGGUUCUGGUUCUGCUCUGGUCUUUCUGUCAGCGCCGUUACCUGCGCGUCACGGGGCGCUACAAGCUGCACGGCGAUCGUUACUGCGACGCCGAAGACCCCCCCUACAAGUUCAUCCACAUGCUGAAGGGCAUCAGCAUUUACCCAGAAUCCCUCAGCAGCAGCAAGAGGAUUGUACGAGGCAUCCGGCGCGUGGACCGCACCGACCGUGACGGAGAGCGAGGCUGCCCCUCCUCCGCUGGCACAGGGCGGGGCAUGGUGCUGGUGGACGCUGAAAACAACAUCCUGGACGUCCCGGGGCAGCUGCAGAUGAGUCACCUGGUGCCGCCCGCACACGGUCAGGCUCGGGUGGAGCGGGCGCUGCCGGUUCGCGCCGACUACUGCUGCCUGGACAGCAGCUCGGCCAGCAGUAGCCAGACCAGCAGCAAGACGGCGUCCCCCUUCACCCCCGCCUCCUCGGAGCCUGAGCCCGAGCCCAGCCUGGGCGCCAUCAGCCUCACCGUCGACUACAACUUCCCUAAGAAGGCCCUGGUGGUGACCAUUGUUGGGGCCCGGGGCCUCCCCGCCAUGGACGAGCAGGCGGGCAGCUCAGACCCCUACGUGAAGAUGACCAUCCUGCCGGAGAAGAAGCACCGCGUCAAGACCCGCGUGCUGAGGAAGACCCUGGACCCACUGUUCGAUGAGACCUUCACCUUCUACGGCGUGGCCUACAGCUCGCUGCCCGAGCUCACGCUGCACUUCCUGGUUCUCAGUUUCGACCGCUUCGCCAGAGAUGAUGUCAUCGGGGAGGCCGUGGUGCCGCUGAAGGGCGUGGACCCGAGCACGGGCCGAGUCCACCUGAGCCAGCAGAUCACCAAGAGGAACAUGCAGUGUGAGAGUCGUGGAGAGCUGCUGGCGUCUCUGUCCUACCAGCCGGUGUCUCAUCGUCUCAGCGUGGUCGUCCUGAAGGCUCGACACCUCCCUAAGAUGGACAUCACCGGCCUGUCAGCAAAUCCGUACGUGAAGGUGAACGUCUUCUACGGACGAAAGCGCAUCGCCAAGAAGAAGACCCACGUGAAGAAGUGCACGCUGAACCCGGUCUUCAACGAGUCCUUCAUCUACGACAUCCCGCCCGAGCUGCUGCCCGAGAUCUCCGUGGAGUUCCUGGUGGUUGACUUCGACCGGACCACCAAGAACGAGGUGCUGGGCCGCCUGCUGCUCGGCCUCCACAGCCCCGCCCCCUCCGGAGCCUCCCACUGGAGGGAGGUCUGCGAAAACCCCCGCCGGCAGAUCUCCAAAUGGCACAACCUGAGCGAGUACUGAGGGAGCGCCGCCAAAAACCAGCUGACACCACCGACCGGCUGGGACUCCACCAGUGAACCCCACUGGGAAAUAAAGACUCAGUGUACAGCACGCACACACACAAACACACACACAAAACACACACGCACACGAACA
Molecule: messenger RNA, 1754 nt
Organism: Plectropomus leopardus (leopard coralgrouper)
Lineage: Eukaryota; Metazoa; Chordata; Actinopteri; Perciformes; Serranidae
Gene: syt11b
Product: synaptotagmin XIb
Biological process (GO): calcium ion-regulated exocytosis of neurotransmitter; vesicle fusion
Cellular component (GO): axon; exocytic vesicle; synapse
Molecular function (GO): calcium-dependent phospholipid binding; calcium ion binding; phosphatidylserine binding
Source: RefSeq, a predicted model, not a curated record